GCUUAUGUGACCGACUAGCUGCUUUCGAUAUUGCCAUCACACGUCGCUUUCUCUGCGUUGGCAUUUUGGCGUUUCUUUUUGCAACAUCCGUCUGACAUUCGGCUAAGACCCUGACUCUCCCGUCUGACCCGCAUGAGAGUAAACAAAGACUGGUACACACAAGCCCACCGACCUGCCACAUCACGGCGCACGCCAUUCUGUGCAUCAAAGCUCGAAACACGCCUACACGCAAUAUCGUUGCCCAGCCAGCUCAAUAGUACAUAAUGACUUCGACACAGCAGCAGCCAGCGCUUGCAACUACCAAGCGCAAGUUCAACAAACUCCUCGACAAUCUCACUGCAAGUACAUCCACCACUUCACUCGCGAAUAGCCUCCAAGAAUCGAACGCAUCGACGGAAUCACUUUCGGAUCUAGAUGAUCCAAGUCAACCAAACAAACGCCCACGCAGCGCAGGAUUGAGCACAGAGCGAGAACGGAACAUAUCAGAGGGCCAGGAGCGCAUACGACAACUGAAAGAGCAACUUAUGACGCCACGAAGAGAAGGAACCGUCAGAGUUGUAGGAAAGACGCUAUAUACCCCCAAAGCAUCGACGCCAAAGGCCUCGACACCACGCAAAGAACCAAACUUCCAACCCUACAGCCAAGAACAUUUCCUAGCGAGGCUCAAGACAUUCGCAGAUGUGAAGAAGUGGACCACAAAACCAGAUGCGAUAAACGAGGUCGAGUGGGCCAUGAGAGGAUGGAGCUGCGACAUCUGGAACACAGUCGCCUGCAAGGGAGGGUGUGAGAACCGUGUGGCGGUCAAACUGAGACCCAAACGAAAAGAUGCAAGUGGAAGAGACCUUGAAAUGAGCGAAGACCUAACGAUUGAGGUCGACAAUGCGUUGGUGGAAAGGUACAAAGAACUGAUAGUUGAGGGACAUGCCGAAGAUUGCUUGUGGAGGAAGAGAGGCUGUCAAGAAGAUAUUUAUCAUAUCCCCAUCGCAUCGCGAGCGAAGAGCUCAGCUGAAUUGCUCGAUCGAUAUCGCUCUCUCAGGGCCAUAGCUACCGACCUACCCUUUCUCGAACACAUCACAUAUCCCGAGCCGUCGAUACGCCGCAUCGUUGAGCGCAUACCCUCUACAUUCUUCACAUCGACACCCGACACUCCAUACCCUACGUCAUCAACUGACAUUGUAGCCUUUGGCUUUGCUCUUUUCGGAUGGACAGGCGUCUCAGAAUCGCGCAUCUCCCUCGCAGUAUGCAACCACUGCUUCCAGCGCCUCGGUCUCUGGCUUUCCUCUGCCUCGCGUCUGCAAGAAAUGAGCCGAAAACUCGAAGUACCCGUGGACAGCCUCCGUCUGAACCUCGUAGAAGCCCACCGCGAACACUGUCCCUGGAAAAACGCAGAGGUACAAGGAAACUCUAAAGACGGUCCCAUAGCAAACAUGGCAGCCUGGCAGACGCUGCAAUUCAUACUCCUCGGUAGACCCAAAGACGCCUUUUCAUCUUCCUCUGGCGCCGCUGUUGCUCCGAGUACCCCGCAGAAAUCGACGCCGAGGAAAUCGCAUACCGGCCGCACAGACAGUGUCGAGUUGGAUGCGGAGCUCGAGUAUCCACGCGGCAGUAUGGAUAGCGUUGAGCGACCCAAGUACAAUGACGAGGAUGAAGAGGGAGGCCUCAAAGAGAAAUGGAUCAAGUUGAAAGCAAAAUUGAAACGCAGUGCCAGUAAAAAGAGUAUGAAGAGCACGAAGAGUGGAAAGAGUGGCAAGAGCGGGAAGAGCACUUUUACGAAGGAGAAGUAGAUGUUGCUGAGAUGCUAUUUUUUUGGGGAAAGACGAUUUUCAUGUGAUGGAUUUGGUUCCCUUUUAAUGAAUACCUUUUUCUUUUCUUGUUGGAUACACAGAGAUGAAGGGUGCAGGGCAGGUCGGAGGAGACUAAGAAUAUUGUCGAGGAUGGAGGAA
Molecule: messenger RNA, 1943 nt
Organism: Bipolaris sorokiniana ND90Pr
Lineage: Eukaryota; Fungi; Ascomycota; Dothideomycetes; Pleosporales; Pleosporaceae
Exons: 2
Coding region: 264-1784 (506 amino acids)
Cellular component (GO): nucleus
Molecular function (GO): zinc ion binding
Source: RefSeq, a predicted model, not a curated record